This is a messenger RNA of Anneissia japonica, 1067 nucleotides long. RefSeq lists its product as uncharacterized. NCBI's taxonomy places the organism in Eukaryota, Metazoa, Echinodermata, Crinoidea, Comatulida, Comatulidae. Gene Ontology annotation, biological process: transmembrane transport; monoatomic ion transport. Bases 705 to 1067 code for a protein of 120 amino acids. The record is from RefSeq and is a predicted model, not a curated record. Gene Ontology annotation, cellular component: membrane. The transcript has 3 exons. Gene Ontology annotation, molecular function: monoatomic ion channel activity.
ACCAUUUGCUAAAUAAGAAAACAAAAUUUUCUUUGUAUUUCGCGAAACAAGGUAUAAAAAGGUCUUGCCUAAUGGAGUAUUUAGACAAAGAGCCUCGGUCAUAGGGUCAAAGAUUUAAAACAGGCAUAGAGGAGACUUAUAUGGCUUAGUUUGGCCCACAUUGUGCUUUUAGACCACAAUAUUAGGGAUUUCAAAUCCAAAUCCAGUAAUGCUAUUUGGAUAGGCAUGUUAAUAUUUUUGGUCCGACGGCCACGUCAGGUGACGGGGUCCAGGCUUGUCCAACGGGGAAAAGCCCUGACCCCCUCCCCCACUGGUGCCAUCACUGAGCAAGAUAAAAGCUGGAAUUGGUUGUAGUGUGGUGGGAUAGGCAUUUUUACCUCUCACUUUAAUAAGGUUCUUAUUAAGUAUAGGUGUAAUUUUGCCAAACCAGACAUAAAAAUGUAGUGAGUACUCUGUGCGUGUGAAGACACUUGCAAAAAAACGCAAGUUGUUCUCGGGUGGAACUCAAACCCACGAUCUCCAGAUUGCUAGCCUCACAUCAUACCUCUAGACCACCGAGCUUGCGUCUGAAGGCCAGGGUUUGAAUUUGAGUCCAAGUAAGCAGUGGGUACUGCAAUGUGAAUGGUAAUUUAUAAUAUCGAAAUGGAAUAGACAAUAACUUAUUAUUAUGCAAAUCCAUUUUAUGUUUGCAGGCCACCAUACUUAUGGAGUUGCUGUGCUUGGGAUAUUUCACGUUUCGUCUUGUUCACUCAAAAAGGUUUUCUUCAGGGCUUCUCUGGUGGACAGAUCCAAAGCAUCUAAUAACUGUUAGUAUUAUACUGUUAACAUGCAUAGAUAUCGUUCUAUACAUCAUUUUGAAAGAGGCUUGUAAUAGCUGUACUGUUGUCCGAUGGUCAAGAUGUCUUCGGCCACUCUUUCUGGUCAAUUUCUCUGAGAUGAGACAGCUUCGUCGUAGUUUUCGCAACAUACGCCGUACCUUGCCAGAGAUAUUUUACAUGCUAAUCUUGCUCUUUAUUGUGAUUGGUCUGUUUGCAUUACUCUUGCGGGAGCUCUUUAAGGAUGAGUAA